This is a messenger RNA of Heterotrigona itama, 2272 nucleotides long. Lineage: Eukaryota; Metazoa; Arthropoda; Insecta; Hymenoptera; Apidae. The record is from the annotation of a GenBank genome assembly.
AUGGUCACGGAGGAAGCAGCGCAAAUGGCAAAGUAUAAAUCAUUCGGGUACGAAGUCGAGUCGCCUUAUAAAUUUGUGAAUGUCGAUUGUGAAAAUAUAACGAGCGAACGGAAUGAGAGAGAGAGAGAGAGAGAGAGAGAAAGCGAGUGAAAUGGAAGCGAGUUCAAUGAAACUCGAUUGUUUUAGAAGCUGUGAAAAUUUUACCGAUGUAAGUAGAGACACUGACUGUAAAUUCACGAUUAACUUGAUGACCGAAUUGUUUCAGUGCAAUGUUCGACGACAUUCAUUGCUUGUACUGAAUUCUUUGUUCCUUUAAUUAAAUCCUUUUCAGAAAUCGAUCGUUCUCACUGUGUGCUCCAUACACUCACCGUGUCGUUUCAUCCACGUUACACGUUCCUUCUCGUUUACGUUACACGUUCGAACUCUAACAGCUUGAAAAACACGGAGAUAUCGAAACGAGACGUCGAACCAAUUGGAGGCCGAUCUGCAACACUCUGCAAUCCUCCCUGCAUUUUUCUCACUUCCCGUUCUUCUCUUUCGUUUUCUUUCUCUUUUGCCCGACACCAACGUUGUCGUUCACUUUCGUACGACUGACUAAACGAAUGGAUGUUUCAGGAGGUCUACGAUCGCAGAAACGUCCUUGGACCAGGGUAGAAAUGAUCGACCGCAGUUCCAAGUUACUGUUCCAGCUUCCAGUCCAACGAUAGCCGUCUCGAUGCCCUGGAAAAUUGAGAUAAAUCGGGACGAGGAUGACGAGAGGAUGACGGCUGGACACAAUGGAGAUGAAGUAGACGACAAUAAUUCCUCUUUAGGGGAAAAAGUAGCAGAGGAUUCAACCGUGGAUUCAGUCAAAACUGUUUUGGUACCUGUUAGAGACCCAGUGACGAAAAAAGUUAGAAAUGUGUUGGUGCCUGUUGAAGAGAUGGACGAUACUGGAUUGAACGUCAUCAAAAGUGUACUGAUUCCUUUGCAGGAGCAUGAUGGAUCGAUUUCUUAUGAAAUUAAGAAAGUCGUAGUGCCUAUCAAGCCGGAAUUCAGCUUGCCACCGAGAAGGAAGGCCGAAGUUAAAUCAUUGACGAAUAAAGUCAAAGGUACGCAGGUGAAUUGUAAGAGAAAAGAGGAAAAAAUAACCGAAGAGAAAGGAAAGGUAACGUUUGAUACUCUUGAAGAAGCUGAGGAACAAGAAGAAAAAGUGAGGAAGCAGAAGGAAACGAAGGAAACAGAGAAAAUACCAACGGAUGCAUCGAAGGGAGAAGUAGAUCAGAUACUGGACACCUUAAGAGACAUUUGUCCAUUCUGUCAGAAACGUUUCAAGGACGAAAACCAGAUGCAGAAGCACAUUGUGAAAACACACAGGAAGCCCUACAACUGCGACAAGUGUCACAAAGGAUACUUCACCGACUUCGCUCUGGAGGAACAUCAGAAAACGCACGAGGUGGUCUCGUUUUAUCAGUGUACCGUUUGCCAGAUGCAGUACAAGACGACGGCGGGAUUGAAGUAUCAUCAGAUCCGCAAACACAGCGACAUAGACCCGAUAUUCACGUGCGAUUACUGCGGCAAGCGGUUCAAAUUGAAGUUGGACUUGGGUGUUCACAUCGACAGAUCCCACAUGAACGUCACUCACAUUUGCAGAUUUUGCGGCAUGGCCGUGAAGAACAUCGUGUAUCACGAGUUGAAACACGAGAAACACAAGAAGGCCAGUUCCCUCUAUCGUUGCAGCGUCUGCCCUAGAAAAUUCAAAGCGUGGAACAGAUUGGAGAACCAUUUGCUAAUGAAACACAAAUCGCCCGGUGACGGAUCGCCCGAUAUGUUAAGGACGCUCUGCGAAAAGAAAUUCCAAUCGAGACGUGACUUUUACCGGCACGUGCUCAGUCAGUCGGUGGCGAAGCAGAAUAAAUGCGUCGUCUGCGACAAAACCUUCGCCUUUGAGUACAAUCUUCGCAAUCACGUGGCAUCGCACUCGCACUCGUACUUGUGCUGCCAGUGCGGCAAGAAUUUCACUACGAAUUAUUUGUUGAAGCUGCACCUUCGCAAACACACUGGCGAACGGCCGUAUCAGUGUAAAACGUGCCUGAAGACGUUCACCAGAUCAAACUCGCUUAGGAUACACAGUUUCAUUCACACCGGAGAGAGACCAUACGUGUGCGAUCUGUGCGGUCAAAGUUUCACUCAGAAAGGGAGCAUGACGAUACAUCGUCGCAAGCAUCCCGGAGGUCACCCGCCGCCUCCUCCUCCUUUAAUACUCAGUAGACUCGAAAAUAACGAGCAUUAA